Messenger RNA from Zingiber officinale, 2241 nucleotides. Its product is annotated as transcription factor PCF5-like. Gene Ontology annotation, biological process: regulation of secondary shoot formation. The transcript is spliced from 3 exons. Gene Ontology annotation, cellular component: nucleus. The record is from RefSeq and is a predicted model, not a curated record. Gene Ontology annotation, molecular function: sequence-specific DNA binding; DNA-binding transcription factor activity. NCBI's taxonomy places the organism in Eukaryota, Viridiplantae, Streptophyta, Magnoliopsida, Zingiberales, Zingiberaceae. The coding region runs from base 562 to 1743 and encodes 393 amino acids.
CAAAGAUAAAUUAAGUUGGUAAAGGUAGACAAUAUACAGGGAGAUAGAAUCGAAUUCUCACUGUCUUCGUUCUCUUCCACCCUUGUGCUUCUCCGGUUCUUAGAACCCUAAUUCCCUGUUAAAAAAAAGAGAAGAAUUUUCACUCUUUUCUCGCCAAUUAAGUUAAUUACCUUGGAAGUGAAAGAGCCGUUCCUCUUGUUCUGGUAUUGCUCAUGGGAUCCCGAGACUCGUAUGGAAAUUAAAGCUCGACUUUUCGCAGGGAAGCGAGAGAGGCGCCACCACCACAUGUUCACAGAUCCACCGCCAGAACAAGUAGCUAGUGGGAGCAGGCAGGAAGCCAGAAAGCUUGUUCUCGCUGUUAACCAAGAAAGCUUAACUAUCAUAUCCAACUCUUACAAUUCAGUUAAUCCCGAAAGUGAUCAUCUAAUUUCAUGAAAGUUUCUCAUAAGCCACCGAGAUAAAUUUGGAAAGCAUCCGACGAGAAAUUAUCCUUCUUCUAGUGAGUUGGGGCUUUCGAAUCGACUGCCUCGGCUUCGAUUGUCUUCCGAGCAUGCGGAGUGAAUGGGAGACGAGCAUAGUCACCGCGGAGGCCUCGGCUUCUAUCAGCUCCACCUGGGUCAUCGCCGGCAGCAGCAGGGGCCGCCGGCUUACCCGAGGUCGGGAAGGCUGAGGGGCUUCGGCGGGGAGAUUGUGGAGGUCGAAGGAGGCCACAUUGUGCGGUCCACCGGGCUGAAGGAUCGGCACAGCAAAGUGUGCACGGCCAAGGGCCCCCGCGACCGCCGCGUCCGCCUCUCCGCCCACACUGCGAUCCAGUUCUACGACGUGCAGGACCGGCUUGGCUACGACCGCCCCAGCAAGGCCGUCGAUUGGCUCAUCGAGAACGCCAAGGACGCCAUCGACCAGCUCGCGGAGCUCCCCGCGUGGACUCCCACCCCGAUCGCCGUCGACGCAGCGGCGACAUCUUUUUCCGUCGUUGCUCUGCAACCCUGCGAUUCCUCUGCUUCGGAGCAGCCUACGGAGGAGUCUGACAAGAACAGAUUUGGGGUCGAUGAGCCCCCGGUGACUGCUGCCUUCGGCUUCGAAGGCGACGGCAGUGGGAGCAGUGGUUUCCUCCCGCCUUCGUUCGACAAUAACGCCAUUGCGGAUACGAUCAAAUCCUUCUUCCCAAUGGCGGCCGCCGCCGCCAGUGCUACUUCGCCGUCCUCCAGCACUCUUGCAAUUGGUUGCCAACGCUACCCUCCGGGCCUUCAAGACCUCCGCCUCUCUCUCCAAUCCUUCCAAGAUCCGAUCUUUCAACACUCUCAGCCCAGCCACCACCACCACCACCACAGUCCAACUCCUUCCGCACACGAUUCUCUACUCGCCGGUUCCGCUCACUCAUUAGGCUGGGUUGAACAGAAUCGGCAGAUGGCGUCGUGGUACAUGCCCGAGUCAAGCGGCGGCGGCGGAUUCGGAGAAUUUAUUUUCUCCGUUCCGCCAACGCAACCUGCGCCGCCUCUCCCGACGCUCGGCCAGAGCCAGCUUUUCUCUCAGAGGGAACCCCUUCAGUCCAGUAACCCGCCCUCGGUCCGUGAUUGGUCAGAACCGGAGCUCCAGAUGCACCCGGUGUUCCAUUCCUCAAUCUCUCCUAUCGGAUUCACCUCCGAAGCUGGCAUUUUGCGAUUCUGCAUCCCCACGCGUAUUCAGGCCGAAGAGGAGCACGGCGGCAUCUCAAACAGGCUGCCCUCUACUUCUCGCCAUUGAUGCAGUGGAAGCAAGAGAACAAGACCACCAUCUCGCAGGUAAAUUCCAGCCGCUUCCCUGUCGAUUUCCUAAAGUUGCUAUCUUUUUCGUCGAUUGCUUCGUUCUAGCGUAUGUGUGUAGUAUAUUUUGGUCUUUCGAGGCCCAUGCAUUGUCUGUCCUGAUUGCUCGAACUACUUCUACUCGUGAUGUGAUAUAUUUGCUCUGUUGUUGCAUGAAAACGGCUCCUUAGAUUUGGUGCUUUAAGUUUCCAUAACAGUUGAGCAAGCAACACAAUUUACAUAAGCAAGAUCAAGAAUUUGACAAGGAGACAGAGAGAAAUAGAUUUUAUUGUAGCUUCCAUGAUUGCACAAAAGUUCUCCUUCUUUAAUCAGCAUCAAGGUAAAUAAGUAACAACUUCAGUAUCUGGGUAGGUUCUCCAUUGAUUGGAAUUCAAUGUGUCUGAAGGAGACCUGACCUGCAUAUGAAUACAGAUAUGUCUCAAUCAUCCAAACCAUAGAA